This is a messenger RNA of Aspergillus neoniger CBS 115656, 1334 nucleotides long. RefSeq lists its product as uncharacterized. Gene Ontology annotation, molecular function: glutathione transferase activity. The record is from RefSeq and is a predicted model, not a curated record. The transcript has 3 exons. The coding region runs from base 70 to 1068 and encodes 332 amino acids. Lineage: Eukaryota; Fungi; Ascomycota; Eurotiomycetes; Eurotiales; Aspergillaceae. Gene Ontology annotation, cellular component: cytoplasm.
CUCAUCUUCCGGUGCUACUUGACAUAUCAAUUACCUUGUCGGCUUUGAACUGAUUCAGUUGUUAGCAAUAUGGCGGAACAGGAAUCCCAAGUGCAUCGCCAUGCUGAUGCAGAUGGCCACUUCCGACGCAAGGAUUCCGCCUUCCGCUCUACCGUAUCAUCAGAUCCUGAUGCAGAAUUCCCUGCUGAAAGGGAUCGUUAUGUUCUAUACUUGAACUACGGGUGUCCGUGGGCGCACCGGACCAACCUGGUUCGAUCUCUCAAGGGCCUAGAGGACAUCAUCCAGCUCGUCGUUCUGGACCCUGAGCUGGGCCCCGAAGGUUGGUUUUUCUCUGGCCGAUGGGGAUCCGCAGAAAAAGAUCCCUUGUAUGGUUUCACAAAAUUGAGCCAAUUCUAUUUCAAGGCGCAGCCGGACUAUGAAGAACGCUAUACCGUUCCGAUGCUUUGGGAUAAGAGGAAGGAAACGAUCGUGAACAACGAGAGUGGCGAGAUCAUCAGGAUGCUUUACACAGAGUUCGACCAUCUUCUGCCGGAGGAGCUGCGUGAGGCCAACCGGCCUGGCGGAGGAUUCUACCCGGCACAUCUGAGGUCAGAGAUUGACGCAAUGAAUGAGUGGGUGUAUCACAAGAUUAACAAUGGAGUGUACAAAACCGGAUUCGCCACAACGCAGGAGGCUUAUGACGCGAAUGUGUAUCCACUGUUCGAGGCGCUGGACCGCGUUGAGCAGCACCUGGCACAGCCAGGCCAUCAACCAUACCUGUUUGGGGAGAAUAUCACGGAGGCGGACAUCCGACUGUACACGACCAUUUGUCGGUUCGAUGUAGCCUACUACCUGAUCUUCCGCUGCAACCUGAAGAUGAUCCGACAUGAUUAUCCGCUGCUCGACCGUUGGUAUAGACGACUGUACCAUGAUGAAACGCAGCGUACCCGAGGCGGAGCAUUCAAGAAGACCACUUUCUUCGGCAUAUACAAGUUCAACUAUCUGAAGGCGCUAGGAAAGCGAUCGGGCAGUACUCAGACGAUCAUCCCGGCUGGUCCAUUCCCGGACAUCCUGCCCUUCGAGGCGUAGUGGAUAGUAAUGAUCACCAGUGGCGCGUGGAUAGAUUUGCGCGGAUAUCGGGCAUCGCUGUUCGGCAUCACAGGGUUUCGAUGUUACCAUACCCUGCGUUGCUUGAGAAAUGUGGAUUAAAAGGGAUUAUUGGGCGCACAGAGCCUGUCCUGGUUCCCGGUUUUGCUCGUCCGUUCCUUAGCUUAAGGAGAGGCGAAGGACAAAAUACACGACCAAGCUUCCCAUGAAUUGCUUUACACAACAGCCACUCUGUCAAAACAGGCGAC